Messenger RNA from Parus major (Great Tit), 3362 nucleotides. RefSeq names its product Rieske Fe-S domain containing (gene RFESD). Gene Ontology annotation, molecular function: 2 iron, 2 sulfur cluster binding. The transcript has 4 exons. The record is from RefSeq and is a predicted model, not a curated record. The coding region runs from base 106 to 783 and encodes 225 amino acids. NCBI's taxonomy places the organism in Eukaryota, Metazoa, Chordata, Aves, Passeriformes, Paridae.
UCUGAUGCGUUGAGCCUCUGAAGUCCUGCCAUAGGGUGCUAUAGGGCCUGGCCUCAUUGCCUCCUGCUUGCAUUUUUAGAGGGGCUGUGAAGCACCUUGUGACACAUGGGAACAAGGCAGGGCAGUGGUGAUAGACACCGUGAAGAAGAGGCGAUGCUGGACCUCAUCAUCCUCAGCCUUCAUUUCUUCAUCUGCUUUCUCAUCUCCAUUGCAAUCUGGUGUGGACCAAAGGACAUGGAUUUGCACAGCUCAAGCACAGGAACUGAAACAGAGCCUGAUGGUCUUAUAUUCAUUGGCAAAGAAGAGGACAUAAAGAAGUCCCAAAGAAUAACAGCCAAAAUCAAUGGCAGAGAAAUUGUUGUUUUCUACCAUGAGGGAAAAUUUCAUGCUCUGGACUCUCGCUGCUACCAUGAAGGUGGCCCUUUAUACUGUGGAGAAAUAGAGGAUAUCAAUGGACAAGCAUGUAUUGUUUGUCCUUGGCAUAAGUUUAAAAUUACCUUGGAAACAGGAGAAGGAUUGUAUGAAGGAAUAAAUCCUCUGGAGUCAUCACCAACACCGAAGUGGCAGUCAAAAGGAGUCAAACAAAGGAUUCAUACAGUCAUAAUAGACAGUGGAAAUGUUUAUGUGAGUCCUCCAGAUUUUUCUGUGAGUUUCGACUCUGAUUAUUUUGCUGACAAGUACAAAAAUGGUGGUGAAUUAGCCAUGGGAAAACAAAGACACUCAGAAGCUGCAGGAGUAGUCAUGGCCAGACAGCAGAAUCCUGGGGAAUGCACAAAUGAAUAAUAUUUGUUGGGAAAUAGAAAUGUGCUGUGCCAUGAAGAUUGUCUCCAAAUUAAAUUCCAUGUUAAUUCAAUGUUAAAGCAUUGAAAUAAUAGUAUUGAGUACGAUAAGAAGUCCUGCAUUGUCAGAAAUGUGACUGAUCUUGUGCGGAGGAUUUUUUUACACUUGCCUUUCAAAAAAGACUUAAUUACAGCAGAGUGCCUCACAAUAUUUGAUAUUUUGCUAGAACCAUUUAAAAAUUUUAGAGGGGAUGCUAUGGCUUAUAAAACUUACUACAUAGUUUAAAGUAGAUAGUCAGGUGUAAAGGUUAUCUUUAUAUACUUAACAGUUUAUACUUCUGAUACCUGUGGUAAAAAUGGCAUAGAGAUUUUUAACUUCUGAGGUAUUUGUGUGAUAUCUACAUAUUUAUUAAGUGCCACAAAGGAAGACACAGAACUUCAGCGUGUUUUGGUGCACUCUUUUAUACCUAUUUGUGCAUUACUACCUUAAAUAUAUAGAGAUAUUUCUUUUCCUUCUUCUCACUGAACUCCUCUGUUCAGUUUAUUGAAUAAUGUGGCAAGGAUUUGUUAUGUAAAGCUUGAUCUUCCUGAUUCUUUUGGUUAAAGAGAGAGCUGUUUGGUGUGAUAAGUGAAUUAGUGGCCCUUGUUUGGUUGUUUUUAUUUAGUGUAAAUAUAUUUUUAUACAUUCAUUUGAAAAAAAAUGUGCUUUCUGUGGAGAGGCAAAACCUGUGUUUUUCUGUGUGUGUUCACUGUACAAUAUCAGAUCUGCCCCAAAAACCCAGAAACUUCCAAGGAAGUUUCUCUCUGAGCUCUGCUGCACUCCAAGACAUGGUGGGCUCUGCUGUUCAGCCUGUGGACUGCAGGGACACCCUGUGAACACAGAGUAUGACAGAAUCAUUGAGGCUGGAACACACCUCUAAGACCAACAAGUCCAACUGUUAAAUCAGCACUGCCAAGCCCACCGCUAAGCCGUUUCCCCAAAUACCACAUCUACGCAUCUGUGGAGGCUUCAGAGCCAAAAGCUGUUAUAGUGUGGAGGGAGGCCUCCAGGGUAUAAGGUUUUCCCCCAUUUUAGAGCUAAUAGGAAGGGCUUCUCCCAUAGUGCUUUGCACCUCCAUUUUGUUGUACCUCAGUUUUUAUAUACCCAGUUAGCCUGUUGGCUAUCCAUCCCCUUUUUACCUUGUAUGUCCCUCUCCUAGAAACUUCUCCCUUCCCUGUUCCUCAGUUGGUCCCAGUUUGGUGCAGUCCUCCGCCCCUGCAAUCCCGUUGGAUCUCCCUCUCCCUGGCCCCACCUCUGCACCACUUUAUCCCGUUCCCAUUGGACCCUGGCUCUCAGAUCCUCCCCCUCAAGCCCCCAUAUAUUCCUGUAUCCUCUAUUCAGUUCUGUCUUUGUUCCUGGACCUUUUUGGUGUGCGUUUGGAGUAAACCCCACUGGAACUCCACACAGAGACCCUUCAUGCUUCCUCGUCGGCAAGUGCUGUCUGUGGUCUGUCAGUGUGUGUGUGUGUUUGCUGCCUGCCCAGACGCUGUCUUCUCUGGAGACGCAUUUGGGAAGGUAGUGUCACCUUACCACCUGCACAUGAUGCUACACACAUCUUUUAAAUACACCAUCCUGCAUGGCUGCAAUUCUUCAUUGUGGGUUUUUUGUGUGAUUUGUUAGUUUUUUGCAAAGUUCAUUCAUAGUCAGGUUCUGUUUGAAAUACCCGCUCUUCAUCUGUAAGUUUCUCUUGUGUUUGCAGCACGAAGUCUUGCUUUUUUAAUGUAUGUUAGAGGUAACUAUGCCUGUGUCAACACUGUUCAUACAAAUGUGCUUAGAAGUAGUGCGGCAGAGGGAAGAGUCAAAGGAAAAUUUGUGCCCCAUUGAUCACAACAAAAAAAGUAAAGUACUCAGUUAAUUUCACUGCAUCUAAAUUGAGAGAACCUACUCUAAUCAUGCCUCCUUGACAUGGUUGACAGGGGAAAGUGGCACCUUAAAAAUGCUAUUUAGCUGAUCUACCCCAGUUUUGCAUUUUAUAAGAACUACAGCACGGAAAUGCUUUUCUUGCCAUCCUCCUCUUCCUCCUCCUUUUUUUCCUCUUCCUGACCACCCAGACAGACAGUUCCAAUGAUGAGAUGCAAAUGUCUGCCUUCUGUCAGGUCAAUCACAUCAUAUCUGCUAGAAACUGCUGUUUUGUACUGACCAGGUCUGCAAUUUGUUGGGGUUUUUUACUACAAUUUGUUUGCUUUUAAAUUAAUAUCUCAAAUUCCCCUUUUGAAGCCACCAGGUAGAUGGCAGGAAGGUGGAGCAGGUACCUUCCUGCCGUCUACCCCAGCUGAUGCCCCAAGAGGGUGUCACCGCGAUGGAGAAUUCCUGCCCUUCCCUCCCUCCCUCCUCAUCCAGAUACCUGCACCUGUGAUUAAACUUGAUCACAGACACUGUGUCGAGUAAAAGACAUGGAUUAUAUCAAAGGAGAGUCUUGCAAGAUCUUCAGAUAGACCUGCAUUAACUCAUGUGAUUGAAAUUUCUAUUGACUUCUUUUGCUAUUUUUUUGCUAUUAUGUGUAUGAUACUUAGAAUAAAGAUGGAAAGAAGUUUUAUUUGAAA